Molecule: messenger RNA, 5331 nt
Organism: Hemibagrus wyckioides
Lineage: Eukaryota; Metazoa; Chordata; Actinopteri; Siluriformes; Bagridae
Gene: fmr1
Product: fragile X messenger ribonucleoprotein 1
Exons: 15
Coding region: 306-2012 (568 amino acids)
Biological process (GO): central nervous system development; positive regulation of protein phosphorylation; positive regulation of translation
Cellular component (GO): dendritic spine neck; dendritic filopodium; postsynaptic density
Molecular function (GO): mRNA 3'-UTR binding; translation regulator activity; protein homodimerization activity
Source: RefSeq, a predicted model, not a curated record
UAAAAGGGGAGCCUCUCCUGUGUGUGUGUGUAUAUGCGAGUGUGUGUGUGUUUACAUCAACGCGUUCACGCGCAGCUGCUGCGCCCCAUGCUAAUGCUAGCCGCCGCUCUGUAUAUGUUUCGUUUUCGUUUUCGCCUAAACCUCGACGCACAGCAACGUUAAACUUCAGCAGAAGGCUGUUGUGAUUAGCACAGAAGGAAGUGCGACAAACGGAGUAGUGUUAGUGUGUGUGUGUUGUGUGUGUGUGUGUGUGUGUGUGUGUGUGUGUGUGUGUGUGUGUGGUAACAGUGUGUUAAAUCGGCGUCAUGGAGGAGCUGGCGGUGGAAGUGAGGGGCGCGAAUGGAGCUUUCUACAAGGCUUUCGUGAAGGACGUGCACGAGAACACGAUCACUGUGACGUUUGAAAACAAUUGGCAGCCAGAGCGACAGAUCCCUUUUCAGGACGUGCGGUUCCCUCCUCCUGCUGGGGUUCAGAAAGAGAUCACCGAGAGUGAUGAAGUUGAGGUGUACUCCAGGGCUAACGACAAGGAACCGUGCGGCUGGUGGCUAGCCAAAGUGCGCAUGGUAAAGGGGGAGUUUUACGUCAUAGAGUAUGCCGCCUGCGAUGCCACGCUCAACGAGAUCGUCACAUUAGAGAGGCUGCGGCCCGUGAACCCAAACAAAGGCUCCGCGAAGAACUCCUUCCUGAAAAUUCGACUGGACGUUCCGGAGGACCUGCGACAGAUCUGCGCAAAAGACUCGGCUCACAAAGAUUUCAAAAAAGCCGUGGGUGCGUUCCACGUCACAUAUGACUCAGAUAAGAAGCAGCUGGUCAUCCUGUCAGUCAACGAGGUGACCACCAAACGUGCGACCAUGCUGACGGACAUGCACUUCAGGAGCCUGCGCACUAAAAUGGCCCUCAUUCUAAGGAACGAAGAGGCCAGUAGGCAGCUGGAGAGCUCUCGACAGUUAGCGUCAAGGUUCCACGAGCAGUUUGUGGUGCGCGACGAUCUGAUGGGUCUGGCCAUCGGUACACACGGAGCCAACAUCCAACAGGCCCGCAAAGUUCCCGGAGUCACCAACAUCGACCUGGACGAGGAGACGUGCACCUUUCACAUCUACGGAGAGGACCAGGAUGCCGUGCGCAAAGCCAGGAGCUACCUGGAGUUUUCCGAGGAUGUUAUUAGGGUACCUAGGAAUUUAGUAGGAAAAGUCAUUGGGAAGAGCGGGAAGCUGAUUCAGGAAGUCGUGGAUAAAUCCGGAGUGGUCCGAGUGAGAGUGGAACCGGAAAACGAGAAGAAAUCAUCUCCGUUGGAAGAGGGCAUGGUGCCGUUCGUGUUCGUCGGGACAAAAGAAAGCAUCUCAAACGCACGCCUCCUGCUCGACUACCAUCUCAACUAUCUCAAAGAGGUGGAUCAGUUGCGGAUGGAGAGGCUGCAGAUCGACGAGCAGCUACGACAAAUCGGCGGAGGCCCCAGAGCUCCAUCAGGCCGACCCGAGAAGGAAAAACCGUUCAGCUCUGAUAACGGCAUGGGACAUUCCCGAGGGGGCAAACCGUUCGGCCGUGGAGGGCGAGGAAGACGAGGGCCUACGUUUGCAUCAGGCACCAAUUCUGAAGCGUCCAACGCAUCCGAGACUGAAUCAGACCACAGAGACGAGCUGAGUGACUGGUCUCUGGCUCCCACCGAUGAAGAGUCUAUGGGUUACCCCAAACGAGUCCCAGACGGGCGAAAGAGGGGUGGCGGUGGAGGCCGGGGCCGAGGGGGGCGAGGAAGAGGAGGAGGAGGAUACAAAGGUGAGGACGCGCACUGGAGUGAGUCUCGUCCCCGGAACUCCAAGCCGAGGCUGCAGGAGGAUUCACUACAGAUUCGCGUCGACAGCAAUAACGAGAGGAGCGUCCACGCCAGCCGAGGCCCCCAGGGGCCCAGCGGCGACUCUACCGGCACCCGACAGAGGAGCGUCAAGGAGCGAGGGAUAAAGAAAGAGAAGCAGGAAGGGCAAGACAGCCAGGUCGUCAUGAACGGCGUGUCGUAAUUGAAAAUCCCCCUCCCCGUGUCUAAUCUCCCAAACAACUCCACCGUUCCAGAAGCUUCUUUCAUUAGAGACACAUUAGGCCAAAGAGAACCAGGUCAGUAGGGCUUAAGAAAACAAACAAACAAAAAAAACAACAACAAAAGACAUGACAUCAAGCACAUUUUGUAACUGUUAAGGGGGAACUAGACAAAAACAUCUCUGCUGUCUAUGAAUUUUGUAGUCUGCAUUGAUUAGAGGUGUCGGUCUCUAAAUCGAAAGUUUUGUAAUCGACUUUCUAGGCAACUAACAAAGCUCUGGGUGUAUUAAAAAAAAAAAAAGUGUGUGUGUUUUUUGAUUUUUGUUCACAUCGGGGGACAUAGGAUUUGAUUCAGAUAUGUGUGCCAUCUCUUGUGUGGCAGAUUUUUGUUUUGUUUUUUUCUCCCCCCCCUACUGUUUGGUGUCUGGUUAUUAUAGAGCCCUUCAUGAUGUGAGGUUCCAGCCACAUUGCUUAAAAAUAAAAAUAAAAAAAAUAGACAAGUAGACAUACUCCUAGAUGAUCUGUGCCUUUAACUAGUGGGAUAGUUUCUGAAUUUGGAUAUCUAAAUCAGGGAAGACGACAUGGAUUCUGCAUAAUCUUAGCCAGUCAGUGAAAAUAAACCAUGGUGCAUGUACAGUACUUCACAUGUGAUGUUUUUUGGUACAUCUAAAGGGCAACUCUCCAUCUUUUUGCUUUUUCUUUUUCUUUUUUUUUUUUUGUUCCCUUUUCGGACCGUGUAAAGGUGAGCUCGUCCCGAGCGACGAAGCAGUCGACCACUCGAUGCGAUUUAUAUAGAUGUAUUUCAUUUGUGAGGUAUUUUUGAUUAAUUUAAACGAGACGCGUUAGCUUUUUAGCGAACCAUCUUUAGCUGCGUUUUAGUCGUCAAAAUUUUGUACCAUUUCUUUUUCUUUUUUUAAUUUGCUUCCUAGUAUCUACCAUCCAAACUUUAAAAGCGAUGCUUACAGGGAGUAGGUGAAGUUCAUCCUAAGCCACGUCCUGUCGCCCCCCUCGUGUGUUUACUCCACGUUCAUGUUCAGGUGUAAAAAGCACUGAUAUCAGAUAUUGCUGUAAAAGCUUCAUUAUCGGUGACAGCGUAUUGUACAUGACACGCUCGCUGUUAUUUUUGAAGUUACGAUCGAACCUUCUCAAGCGUGCACUUAGGUUUCGUGUUCCUCGGCAACUACUCGGAUUUAACGAUGCGCGCCCGUAACGGAACGGGCGGAGUCGCGCGUACACCCUCAUCGUCACGAACUUUCUCAUUUUGACUCUGCUGUACUUUUCGCUUAGGGAGGGAAGAUGAAGGAGAUGUAACAUGGAGUUUGAUAUAAAGCUGUGUUACCUGAUCCGUGCUUGUGCAUUUCCUUUUAGUUUACAAGUUUAGAGGUUUAGAAGAGUGUUCUACACCCAGACUCUUUUUUUUUUUUUCUUCUUCUCCCCCCCCCCCCCUCCUUUUCUUUUUAGGUUUGUUUCAUUUCUUUAUUUCUUUUUUUUUUUCUUUUCGUAAACCUACUGUGACGCUAACCCCUAGUAGUCCUUCUUUCCCCUCUGUACAGCUAUAACAGUAACAGUUCAUUUAUACCUGCUAUUUCCUACUAGAACUAUCUUUACCCGUGGCGUUAAGUCAGACCUACGUGUUGCAGCUUAAACCACAAUCUUGAACCUGAAUUUUUUGCCUGAAUCUUAACAUCUUGCAACAAAGUGAGACUAAUGGUCAGUUGUAAAGCAGUGAGCAUCACGCGAAUAUUGCUCUGUAUGAGAAGUGAGCUGUUAAUACAACUUGUCUGGCUCAAAUGGGCAAGGUUUAGCGAGACAAGAAUCUGGAUGGUAUGAAGAUAAGGAACUAUUAAGAUCCAAAUAUCUAGUACUUGUCUGCUGUUUUCCCUUAUUUAACACACCUACUACAAACCUGAUCAUCACUCGAUACAGGCGUUCGCCAUCAGAAAUGAACGUCACUUUUUCUUUCCGCUUCGGUCACGGUGCCAUCAAGGCUACUGUACCUUUUUAGUGUGUUUGUUUCACCUGGAAGCAUAAGCAUCGUGUACCUUUUUAAAAAUCAUUUAAAGGUACAUACUCUGUACUUACACAUAAAUCCUAAACUACAUACUCGAGUACAAACGCUCUAGCCUUAAAGGCACCGCCUCAGCGCUAAGAAAAAGUGCCUUCGUUUGGGCAUGUCAGUAGUUUAACUGUGUACAAGCUUUGUAGUGUGACUGAAAUUUGUGAACCAAACCUGGCAAAGUUGUGUAAUUUAGCACACCUCAAUCUAAUCCUUAUAUAACUGGCAGGUUUAGAUACUGUAGCGCUUCUCUAAUGCACUUACGGAACAGUUUAAAGUUAGCUGUUGAAGAUAAACACUAGUUUUUUGGGGUUUCUUUUGUCUGUCUCAGAAUUAAAAGCAAUUAUUAUUGUUCUUACUACUACUACUACUGCUAGUAAUUCACCUUUUGUAUGUACAUGGCAAUAUUAAUUAUUUGAUUUGUAAAAAUAGUAAUAAUAUUAUUACUAUUCAAUGUAAUAUAAAUAAAAAUUAAAGCUGUUUAAGAAACUUUUUUUUUUUCUUUGUAUGAUGACUGAUUCAUCUCAAUUUAUUAUUAGUAGUAGUAGUAGUAGUGAUGUUAACGUUAUAUUAAUAAUAAUAAUAAAUAAUAGUAGGAGUAGUUCAAGUAGUGUCCAUAUUAAUGGUUAAUAUAUUAGUCGUAGUAGUAGUAUAAUUAACAACACGAGCAGUAGGUGUGUUAAACAGGGAACCUGCCCACUUCCGCCGGACUCCGAACAGAGAAUGCCGGUCGUAAAAGAAGUUUCUUCUCAGUCUCUUUACGCAAAACUCAUACAAGGCUCAAUUUGUGACAGUCUGUUAAUGCAAAGCUUCAAAUGAUAAUGAUGAUAAUAAUAAUAAUAAUAAUAAUAAUAAUUUUUAAAAAAUAAUCUUAAUGUUGCCAAACAGACUGUUUCCUAGUUAUUUAUUUUUCAGACCGUGUAUGAGUUUACAAAUACACCAAAAUUUCAAAAAAUUAAAAAAAAAAAAAUAAAUAAAAAAAAAUCAUCUCUUGCUCAUAUUGUAGGCUAUUGUGAAAAAAUUUCAAUGAAAAAAAAAAAAGACACAAUUAAACAGACAGGAAAAAAAAACUGUAGAUACUGAACCAAGGUAGACUGACCUUGUAUGUUACUGCACUUUGGGUAAGAAUUUCUUUGUACAUAAAUAGCAAGACAGACUGGGUUUUAUGUUGACAUUGUUUGGUUAUAGUGCAAUAUAUUUUGUAUGCAAGCAGUUUCAAUAAAUAAAGGUUGAUCUUCCUCUGCAAA